Molecule: messenger RNA, 2777 nt
Organism: Leucoraja erinaceus (little skate)
Lineage: Eukaryota; Metazoa; Chordata; Chondrichthyes; Rajiformes; Rajidae
Gene: entpd4
Product: ectonucleoside triphosphate diphosphohydrolase 4
Exons: 13
Coding region: 283-2133 (616 amino acids)
Biological process (GO): nucleoside diphosphate catabolic process
Cellular component (GO): membrane
Molecular function (GO): nucleoside diphosphate phosphatase activity
Source: RefSeq, a predicted model, not a curated record
GGAGUUACUGUAGUGAGUACAGGCUGAGGAGAAACGUUGUGCCACCACACCACCAGGAUAAAGUACACCACUUGGGAACAAAGCCUCACUUAUCUAUCUGUAUAAUAAAGAAAGUGAGCCUAACCUUUGAUAUCCAGACAACAUAUGGAGAGGGGAAACGUCUAAUAGAGGAUAAAAAUGUCUACUUGGCAGAGCUGUGAACAGCGCUCAUCCAAUCUUCAAUACAUCGAGGGCACAUAGUUGCAUCUUCUCGUUGUUGCAUGCUUAGAGCAAAUAUUUGCCAUGGGAAGGUUUUGCAUCUCCUGCUUAUUUCCUGCUUCGUGGCAUUUCAGUUUAUCGCCUUCAGCGUGCCCUCGGCCUCUAAACACGACCUAUCGUCAGUUGACAGCUGUUGCAUUGCUCACCAUUUUAAUCUCGCUGCUCUACAUUUUGCUGGUCUUGGACAGGAAUCGAUGGGGACGUUUCUACCAGGAUAAUGGAAAUAGAUACUUAACCAAAUUGAUGGACAUGGAGGCCACUGAUAUAAAGAAUCCUUACUUGAACUAUGGCGUAGUAAUAGAUUGUGGGAGUAGUGGCUCAAGACUCUUUGUGUACUGCUGGCCAAGACACAACGGGAACCCACACGACCUCCUCGACAUCAAACAGAUGAGGGGCAAGAACAGUCUACCUGUGGUGAUGAAGAUUAAGCCAGGUAUUUCAGACCUGGCAUCAACACCAGAAAAAGCUAGUGAUUACCUCGCACCUCUUUUGAAUUUUGCUGCAGACCAUAUUCCUCAUUCUAAACAUCAAGAGACUCCUUUAUACAUCCUAUGCACCGCAGGCAUGAGGAUUGUGCCUGAAAACCAGCAAAAUGCCAUACUUGAAGAUCUCCGUACAGAUAUCCCACUUCACUAUGAUUUCCUGUUUGCGGACUCGCAUGCCGAGGUAAUCUCAGGCAAACAGGAAGGUGUAUAUGCCUGGAUUGGAAUUAACUUUGUCCUGGGAAGAUUUAACCACAUCAGUGCUGGUGAAGAUUCUGUGGUGAAAGUCAAUGUUCCUGGCACUGAAACCCAGGCGGCCGUUGUCCGCAAGAGGACAACUGGUGUACUGGACAUGGGUGGGGUUUCCACUCAGAUAGCCUAUGAAGUCCCCAAAACUGUAAGCUUUGCCUCUUCACAACAGCAGGAGGAGGUGGCCAAGAACCUGCUGGCAGAGUUCAACCUGGGCUGUGAUGCUCAUCACACGGACCAUGUAUAUCGAGUCUACGUCACCACGUUUCUAGGUUUUGGUGGGAAUGCUGCCAGAAAGCGAUAUGAGGAACAGAUUGUCUACAAGACUACGCUGACAAACAGGUUACUGGGGCAGAAGACGGGCACAUCUGAGGACAUCCCAUACUUGGACCCUUGUUUGCCGGUUGACAUCAAGGAUGAAAUUCAUCGAGACGGGCAAACUGUGUACUUGCGUGGACUGGGAGACUUUGACUGGUGUCGGGAAGUGAUUUUCCCCUUGUUAAACAAGACUAAUGAGACUUCAACGUCCAUCAGUGGAAUCUACCAGCCCCCGCUGGACUACAGAAACAGUGAAUUCUAUGGUUUUUCUGAAUUCUUUUACUGCACUGAAGAUGUCUUGCGCAUGGGUGGUGGCUACAAAGUCGCGAAAUUCACAAAGGCCGCUAAGGAUUAUUGUGCAACAAAGUGGCCAGUCCUGAAGGAACGCUUUGACCGUCGCUUGUACUCCUCUCAUGCGGACCUGCACAGACUGAAGUAUCAGUGUUUCAAAUCGGCGUGGAUGUAUGAGGUUCUUCAUCGUGGCUUCUCCUUCCCUGUGAACUACACCAACUUGAAAACGGCUCAGCUGGUCUAUGAUAAAGAGGUUCAGUGGACACUUGGAGCAAUUCUCUACCGCACUCGUUACUUACCCUUGAGGGACAUUCAGCAAGACGCCUUCAAGGGGAACCACACACACUGGAGGGGCUUCUCCUUUGUCUACAACCAUUAUUUAUUCUUUGUCUGUUUCCUGGUGGUCCUCUUGUCCAUCUUCCUCUAUCUGCUGCGACUGCGUCGGAUCCACCGCAGGAUGCUGCACAACACCUCGCCUGCUGCUGCCCUGUGGAUGACUGAAGGCGGGCUACCUCAGAUAACCGAAGUCUCCUGAAGUCCAGUGGCUGAGGGAUGGCAGAUGUGACUCUUGCUUUUCAGGGUGGGAUUUGGCCACUGCCGUGACUGUCAGUGAGGAACACUGGCGUUGUGCAAAACUCUGAAAUUGAAUCGGUUAGGCUGCCGUCUGGUUUCGAGUUUCCUUCUGAACAUUCUUCAGAUCAUCAUCUGCAUUUUUUUUUUUUUUUUUUAAAUUUUAAUUUUGGAUAGCCACGACUGAUCCAUAUGUUUCCUUCUGUUGGUUUGUCAAGUGGCAGGCUGCAAAAACAUGAUCUUCAACAUAUGUGUAACAGAGUUUAUGAAGGCGGGCCAGAAUAUCCGAAAGUUGUUAAAUUCCUCAACAAAAAGAACCGCAAUCAACCAAGCUUGAGACUUUGAGUACCAAUGUUUUCCAUGUUGCUGUUUUAAAAACAAUGUGGUAUCGAAAACCAUGUUACUUUGGCAGUGUGUGUGUGGAGUAUCCUAAGCCAAGCCUGGAUGUCUGCUGUCAAGCUGGGCCAGUACGUGCUUGUAAUAUGGAAAAUUAAUGACAAUCGAACAUCUUUAUGUUUAUUUAUAAUUGCAAUAAAUGGAAAUGAAUGAGACGCAUUUGUUACUUAGCAAUCAAUGACCUGUCGUAAUAAAUGUCUUUAUAAAAUGUUA